Molecule: messenger RNA, 1038 nt
Organism: Aspergillus oryzae RIB40
Lineage: Eukaryota; Fungi; Ascomycota; Eurotiomycetes; Eurotiales; Aspergillaceae
Product: class I SAM-dependent methyltransferase
Exons: 9
Coding region: 1-1038 (345 amino acids)
Molecular function (GO): methyltransferase activity
Source: RefSeq, a predicted model, not a curated record
AUGUCGCGGGAUACUGAUCUUGAUGUUGUGGAGGUUGAUACUGAUGCUGAGUCGGGGUAUGGGGAGAGUGCGCAGUCAGAAUGGACUUCACUACGCAGCAGUAUCAUGAACUAUCACUACGAGAAUGGACGACGCUACCACGCCUACCAUGCGGGAUCAUAUUGGGGUCCAAACGACGAAAAAGCCAUGGAACAAUUAGAUAUAGGCCACCACGUCUUCAACCUCCUAUUAGACGGGAAGCUCUAUCUCGCACCGAUCCCAGAGGACGUCGAACAAGUCCUCGACAUCGGCACAGGAACCGGUAUAUGGGCCAUUGACUUCGCAGACACGCACCCCUCCGCAAGAGUAAUCGGAACAGACCUCUCCCCCAUCCAACCAACCUGGAUCCCGCCUAACCUUCACUUUGAAGUCGACGACUGCUGCGACGACUGGGUCUACGGCAAAGACAGCUUCGACUUCAUCCACGUCCGCGGCCUAUACGGCUGCGUGGCAGACUGGGAUAAAUUCUACAAAGAAGCACUGGACCAUCUAAAACCAAACAGCUACCUCGAACAAGUCGAAGUCUCAGUAGUCCCCAAAUCCGACGACGGCAGCACAAACAACACCGUCUUCGAAGAAUGGGGCAGAGUCUCACUCCAAGCAGGCGAUGCAUUCGGGAAAACGUUACGCAUCGUCGACGAAGCGAAAGAGAAAAUGAUCAAGGCCGGGUUUGUAGACGUCCAGGAACACCGCUUUAAGUGUCCUGUCGGGCCGUGGGCGAAGGAUCCCCGACUGAAGGUGCUGGGUAAGUAUAAUCGGUUGCAGUGGGAGAUGGGAAUUGAGGGGUGGAGUAUGAUGCUUUUGACGAGGUUCUUGAAUUGGACUCGUCAGGAAGUAGAGGUAUACCUCGCGCGCAUGCGCCAGGCGCUACGAGACCCGAGUAUUCAUGCUUAUCAGGAGAAGUACUCAUACCCUCCCCUUCCCCUUCUCUUCCUCCUUCCAUUCCCAUGGGACUUGCCCUAUCCUACGACAGCCCUAAUCACCAAACCCAUGACAUAA